Messenger RNA from Zophobas morio, 908 nucleotides. RefSeq names its product brachyurin-like. The transcript has 7 exons. Gene Ontology annotation, molecular function: serine-type endopeptidase activity. Gene Ontology annotation, biological process: proteolysis. Bases 45 to 863 code for a protein of 272 amino acids. Lineage: Eukaryota; Metazoa; Arthropoda; Insecta; Coleoptera; Tenebrionidae. The record is from RefSeq and is a predicted model, not a curated record.
UAAAAUUUCUCUACUCGAAAAAAAUUACACCACAGAAAUUGAUAAUGAAGAUUUUACUGAUAACACUGCUGUGUCUUAUCCCAUAUACCUUGGGAAUCACUCUUCCCCGUGAAAAUGGUCUAAAUAGUCGCAUUAUAGGCGGAUUUGACGCUAAUAUACGAGCAUAUCCCUUCGUUGUUGCUGUUAAUGUUCAAACAUCCCUCAGCAGAUUUUUCUGUGGAGGAACCCUAUAUGGGUCAGAAUGGGUAAUUACAGCCGGUCAGUGCGUCGAUGGGGCUACUUUGUUUACUGUAAGUUUAGGGUCUGCUACCUUAAACGACGAUGAUCCAAAUCGGGUGACUGUAGCUACGUCUACGUAUUAUUUACACCCGGAGUAUAAUCCACAAACUCUGGAAAAUGACAUUGGGAUUAUACAGUUUCGGAUACCCAUUACCCACACGGAUUAUAUAAAGUCCGUUAAUUUUCUACCAAGUGAGAACAUAGCACUAGGUAUCCAAUAUUAUGCAUUCGGGUGGGGUCAAAUUAGUGACAGUGACUCAUCUCUUUCGAACAAACUGAAAGUAGCAUAUAUUGGUUCUAUAACAAAUGAAGAAUGUAGACUAUACUAUGGUAGUCAAAUUACAGACAAUAUGGUGUGUAUUGUGGGAAAUUACAAUGAAGGAAUUUGUCAUGGUGACACUGGAGGUCCUCUGAUAACAACAUUAAGAACAGGAACUACGGUACUUAUUGGUGUUGCCAGCUUUAUGAGUUCAAAUGGGUGUGAAAGCACAGAUCCUUCAGGCUUUACUAGAACAUAUCCAUACGUCGAUUGGAUAGCAAACGUUACAAAUAUAUACACAAACACAAGUGCUGUAAAUUUUUAAAUGAAUAGUCAUAUCAAAUGAAAUAAAAAUUAAAAACAAAAACAA